Molecule: messenger RNA, 2432 nt
Organism: Abrus precatorius (Indian licorice)
Lineage: Eukaryota; Viridiplantae; Streptophyta; Magnoliopsida; Fabales; Fabaceae
Product: probable starch synthase 4, chloroplastic/amyloplastic
Exons: 20
Coding region: 164-2212 (682 amino acids)
Source: RefSeq, a predicted model, not a curated record
AUUGGACACGUGUUGCCUAGUUGGCAAGUUGUCUUUGUCUUUAUGGUCGUAGUUUCAAAAUGAAACAAUGAUUUGGAUGAGAGCAUUAUCAUGGACACGAGUGUGGCAAAAUAUGUGUCACUUGCAGCUCCAAAACAUAGCUACCUGAAGCUGAAACCAGGAUAUGGGAACACUGUCUUUGUUCCAUUCAGCGAUUCCUCGCCUUACACUCCCUUCCAUGCCAAAACCCCUUGCACUUUCUCCUCUUUCUUGUUUAAGGAGUAAUGGAGAUGUUAAUGGCUUACAUGAACAAAGGUUAGAGGGUGAUAAAAAUGUGGACAUGUCCCAGUCAAUAUCUGAUGAUGACCAGAAAGUGAAAGACGAUAAUAUUUGGCAGUUGUUCAAAGAAGCUCAGCAGAACAUACUAUACUUAAACAAACAACGCCUUGUGGCUGUUGAGGAACUUAACAAAACAAAAAAAGAAAAACAGUCACUACUCAAUAAGAUAAAGAAGUUGGAGGCAGAAAAGCAGGCUGGUGCUGGUAAAGAUGGCCUAUCAACUUGUUCAGAAUUGCUGCUUCGGAUAGACUCAAUGGUCCUUAGCAGUCUGAUUAGCCCUGGAGAGGCAUCUGAAUUACGAAGUUUGGUAAUAAACCACAAAGUGAACGUGGCUGAUGUUUUCAGUGUGAUCUCAGACAAAAGAGAUCCUGAACUUCUUGGAGAACUUCGUCACUUUUCAGAAGGAAGCAAAGAGAAUGGUUUUCAUAUUGUUCACAUUUGCACAGAAAUGACACCAUUGGUUCCUAAAGGAUCAGUAGCAUCAUAUGUGACUGGCAUAUCUCGUGCACUUCAAAGAAAGGGCCACUUGGUGGAGGUUAUAUUGCCAAAGUAUGCAAGUUUGAACCUAGAUGAAGUGCAAGGGUUGCGUGAAGUUAAUGCAGAGGCUUACUCAUAUUUUAAUGGUCAAUUACGUGGAAACAAAAUUUGGACUGGUGUUGUUUAUGGCAUUGGAGUCACUUUGAUCGAGCCGUUGUACUAUUCAUCAUUUUUCAGCCGUGAGAUGUUAUAUGGAUACCCAGAUGAUUUUGAAAGGUUCUCCUAUUUUUGUCGUGCCUCACUGGAUUAUAUAGUAAAAUGUGCAAAGCAGCCUGAUGUAUUGCAUCUGCAUAACUGGGAGACUGCCAUUGUUGGGCCACUUUUCUGGGAUUUAUUUGUUAAACAGGGACUUGGAGGAACCAGAAUAUUACUGACAUGCCAUGGCUUCAAUUCACAGGGUAUUGAGCAACCAGAUAAAUUGGCCUUAUGUGGGCUGGAUCCCUUAAGACUUCAUCGCCCUGAUCGUUUACAAGACAACACUAACACACAACUUGUCAAUAUUUUAAAGGCUGGAGUAGUCUAUUCGAAUAGAGUUGUAAUAAUGUCAUCAAUCUAUCCGAAGCACAGACUUGUUCAUAAUUUGAGUCUUGAAUUGGAACCUACUUUAAAUGUUCAUAGGGACAAGUUGAUCAUUGCUCCUUAUGGAAUAGACAAAUCAACAUGGGAUCCUUCAACGGACUAUUUUCUUCCAGAAAAUUUCAAUGCCGAAAAUAUAAAGGGAAAAUCUGUUUGCAAAGUAGCAUUGCUGCAGCAGCUGGGAUUAUCUGAACAUUCUUCUGUUAUUCUUGUUGGAUGCAUUUUUUCAGAAGGAGAUGACCUUGAUCAUAAAAGGUUGAAGGAUGUUAUCUUGAAUGCUAAGCAGCAUGAUGUCCAGUUUAUAUUUAUGGGGACCAGUGAAAGAUCAGUCUUGAAUCAGACAUUUCAAUCACUUCAGAAGGAACUCAAGAUUGAUAAUCUUUUAUUUGUGCCUGAAUAUGAUGAAGCUCUGCUGCAUUUAGUCUUUGCUGGGUCUGACAUUAUCUUGUGCCAAUCUUUUCUUGAUCCUACUGAUGAAACCCCGCUCAUAGCUUUAAGGUAUGGAGCAGCUCCAAUAGCAGUUGCCCUUGAUGCUAGCACAAACAGGGUGUUACCUUUUGACAGGAAUUUCUUAAACCAUGACCACGAGGCCACCAUGUAUUCACGGUUAAUCAACUCUACCUUCGGAAACAUGUCCAUAAACCUUGCCAUUGAUGAAAUUAGGACUAACCCAGCAAUGUGGAAACAAAGAAUGAUGCAAGCAAUGGCGCAUGACUUAUCAUGGGAUGGUGAAUGCUACGAUGUUCAUGUUGCAGCUUACUCAGCAAUUAAGAAUUUGUGAAGUGUCUGAUAUACAUAUAUGGAUAUAGGUAAUAAACAGUUAUUGUUUAGUUUUUUGAGAUAGAGCUGAAUAGUUAUUAAUUAUUUGUAAGUCAAACUUUUGUUGUAAAAUCUGUACCAGAAUGAUAUCAACGAAAAUCGGUCACAAUGAGAACGAUGAAGGAUCGAAAGCGUAAUAUUAACCUUUCCCCUAUCAAGGGGCAGAAUAAUGAAAUUACGGU